CGGCGUGCAGAACUGCGGGUUUUUAUAUAAUGGCUUUAGCACGUAUCCUUUAGGACCCAGUGGCGAUGUGCAGCGAGGCAAACUUGGAGGGUAAUGGCCAAUCAUGAAGCGGUGAUGAGGGACAAGCGCUGAGUGCGAAGCUGCCGGGAGCCUGUCGAAUGCAUCGCGCCGGGAGCGCAGCGUUCCUGCCGCUGCUCGCCGGCCAGGGCGACGCGACGGAAUUAGAGUUGAUUCAAUGUUUAAGCCCGGGGGGACUUGUACUGCAGGAGGUCACUGGAGUGCAGCGUGCCCGGCUCCCAUUUCCAGCAAGAUGCCUUAUUUCACAAAACUGCUUUUACUGAUCUUCUGCUUAGUUCUUCUCGUGGAAAGCAGAAAGCACAGGAGGAGGAGGUGGUCAUCCCACGUGGAUGUGCAGAGGGCAAGUCACAUCUUGAAGAGGAAUCGUGACUUGACCAAAGCCUGGAAAGGAAAGACAGAGCAGCUUCUCAGAGUCGACGAACACGACUUCACCAUGCGGCCGGCCUUUGGAGGCCCUGCGAUUCCUGUUGGGGUGGAUGUGCAAGUUGAAAGCUUGGACAGUAUUUCUGAGGUUGACAUGGAUUUCACUAUGACCUUGUACUUAAGGCACUACUGGAAGGAUGAGCGUCUCUCGUUUCCCAGCACCAACAACAAGAGCAUGACCUUUGAUGGCAGGCUGGUGAAGAAGAUCUGGGUGCCUGAUGUCUUCUUUGUGCAUUCCAAGAGGUCCUUCAUUCAUGACACCACCACGGACAACAUCAUGCUGCGAGUGUUCCCCGAUGGGCAUGUCCUCUACAGCAUGAGGGUCACAGUGACAGCAAUGUGCAACAUGGACUUCAGCCACUUCCCCCUGGACUCUCAGACAUGUUCUCUGGAGCUGGAAAGCUAUGCUUACACUGAUGAAGACCUGAUGCUGUAUUGGAAAAAUGGAAAUGAAUCUCUGAAAACUGAUGAAAAAAUUUCUUUGUCUCAGUUUUUGAUACAAAAAUUCCACACCACAUCAAGACUGGCUUUCUACAGUAGCACAGGCUGGUACAAUCGCCUCUAUAUAAACUUCACGUUACGCCGACACAUCUUCUUCUUCCUGCUCCAAACCUACUUCCCUGCCACUCUCAUGGUCAUGCUGUCCUGGGUGUCCUUCUGGAUCGACCGACGAGCAGUUCCUGCCAGGGUUUCUUUGGGGAUAACCACUGUGCUGACCAUGUCCACGAUCAUCACUGGGGUGAAUGCCUCCAUGCCUCGUGUUUCCUACAUCAAAGCAGUGGACAUUUACCUGUGGGUCAGUUUUGUGUUUGUCUUCCUCUCGGUGCUGGAAUACGCAGCUGUGAAUUACCUGACAACGGUGCAAGAGCGGAAGGAGAGGAAGCUGCGGGAGAGGUUUUCAUGUUCGUGUGGAAUACCUCACUCGAAAACUAUGAUGCUGGAUGGAAACUACAGUGAAUCUGAUGCCAACAGCCUGGCAGGGUAUACAAGAAACCAGAUGGUACCAGAAGAGGAAAAACCAGAAAAGAUGGUUGUGCAUUUAGCUAUGAGCAAUGAAUCUAAUUCAUCAAGGAAGAGAGGCCUGAAGGGCCACGUGGGCUUGCGCAUCAUCCAGAACACUCAUGCAAUUGAUAAAUAUUCAAGGUUAAUAUUCCCAGGCACCUAUAUAUUUUUUAAUUUGAUAUAUUGGUCUGUCUUUAGCUAAGCAUGCUGGCACUUCUGAAUCAGAAGAUGUCUACUCUUUUGUUGGUACUUUUUUUUGUCUAAUCUGGACGCAAAGCUAGAAACCUGAUUAUUGUAUUGCUUCUUUGAAGUGUAAAUGGGAGGACACAUCCCCCAGGAGGCAAUUCCAUGUGCAGGCCUCAUGGAGGAGCUUGCUGUGCUGCUUGGUUUCCAGCCCACACCCCUGCUCCCGUGUGCUUUAUGACACAUGCCAUUUCUCAUACUUGAAAAUACGUGUUCAGCAUACAGCCAAAAGGUGCUGGAUGCUCGUUUGGGGCUGACCACACUGGUAGUGCCUGCUGUGCAAUGGACAACCAAAGACAAUGCUCAUGUGAGCUGUAAGGAAUUAAAUAAAUGAAACUUGUGUGGGGAGGUCUGGACAGUGCUUCUCCCUUUACUUUUGAGAAAAUUAUUUUGUUUUUUCUUUGGUAUGUAAACAUGAGCUUUUUCCAUUGUUUUGUGAAGAACACCUCCUUUAAGGGUACAGAUUCUGCUUUCUGUCUGGACAGGACCUUCAUCAGUAGCAUUAGGACAGCUGGCUGGCCAGGAUCAGCUGGGCUGGUUACAGAGCACAGGUGGUAUGUUUGAGUCAGCAGGGUUUUUUUCUAGAUUACAAAGUGCAGCCCACAGACAAACUGCAUAUCCCAAUGUGCCUCUCCCAGUCAACACGAUGCCCUUGUGUUCAGGCAUUUGGGAUCAAAAGGGAUACAUGUCUGCCAGAACCUCUCUGCAGAAACAGAGGCAUGUCAGAGAUUAAAUGGCCAAGGAUAAUACUGUGGGUCUAAGGUCGAUGUAAGUCCUUUGAAGCUGCUGCACAGCAUUGUAACAUGCUUAUGUGCUUGGCAGUCCUUUUCCUAUCCUAUGAUAUCUCCCUUUCCUCUGCUAACAACACUGACAGCAAAACCCGAAUGUAGAAACAUGAUAGCAACAAGACAGUGAUGCUCAGGUUUGUGUGCUCCUUAUUUUAAGAAAAUACCAUGACUUUUUGGCUGUUAUGGAGAUUAUGUACAUCAAAACACUUGUUUACCAAGCUGAAGCUGAGCAGUGGGGGCAGAGCUUGAAGUGUGAAGAGCCAGGACUGAGGUUAGAAUAAAGAAAAAGCAAACAAAAAUACUGAUGUAACCAUAAUUAUUUGUCAGCACAUGAAAUUUUCUGCUUACAUAGCAGGAAUUCUUAAAUCCUAAAUUUCAGGGGAUGUAGAAAGUAGCAGAGAAAUGUCAACUCUUCGCUGUCAACAGUAUCCAGGUUUUCCCUUGUGCCUCAUAAAUAUUACUGCCUAAGUAAAACUGAUGACGGCACCGAUUUUGUGGAAAUAAAAUUGAUGAGAGAAGCUAAAAUGAACGGCUAUGUUGCCCUUUAAUCAGCCAUGUUAAUAACUGACAUGAAUGGAGUUCUGUAUGGUCAUAAAAGUAAGAAACCACAGCCCUGAAAUUGCUGGCAAAAAGAGGAAUGACAGUGUCUGAGGGGCAGGAUUGCCUAGCCUGCUACUCGUCUCCUGAGCCACCAGGAAAGUGCAUUUACCACUCAUUGCUCAUGGAGCUGAAACCUGGAUACUUCUCAUGUUGACAGGUGGAGAUCACUACAAGAAAGACACAAAAGUAUUAAAGAAAUAGACCACUCAUCUUUUGAGAGGCUAAAGCCUGGCCAUAACAGUGCAUUCUUCUGCAUUAGUUGUUUUGAGCGUAAAACAGGAGCCAAUGUCCCAGCUGGCAGCAGGGAGCUUUGCUGGGGAAAGGCAGCGCAGCUACACCAUGAAGCCACCAGAGAGUUCAGGGAGUGAGAAACUUGGUUCCUGUGCCCCCCUGUUUGGCCAGGCUUUUGGCAUUACCCAUGGCACGUGCCAUUUGACCUCGCAGUGCCUCAGCUCCUCCAUCUAGAAAGUGAGGAGCACUAGGAUUCACCUACCUCACAAGGUGCCGAGGGGCUCAGCAGGCUUGGGUAGCACGUGUGUGGGGCAUGCCUGUGAUUUCUGAGCAGGUCACCCAGUGGCAAUCCAAUUUUGUAUUAGUUACCAGUGAGUUCUUCAAAUGCAUCCUCUGAACCAGUCCAGCUGGAAGGGAGCAGCUAUCUCUCCUGUCUUAUGAUGCUGUUACAACUCCCCUGCAUUACAAUGAUAUCAAACCAGGGAUAAGUGUAGACAAACAGCCCAAAAGUGAGCACUGUCGAUGAAUAAUGCCUCCUGGCAUGCAAAACCCAGGAAGUCCUGGUGCUUUACUUUGCCAUUUCUUUUUACUACACCUCCUGUUCCCUUAGAAGUUAUGUGAUGGCAAAAUGUCCUUUAGGUCCUGUCUUUGUACUAGCAUUCCCAGUAGUUUUAAUGUCUAAUAGUCAUCUUUUGGAGAGGAUACCUUACUGUUAUUUUAUUUGUAUGCGUACAUAACUGAUGGAAAUUGAUGUCUGCUUUUGUCAGCCUAUGAAACCAUCAGGAGGGUAUUUUUCUACUAAAUAAAAAAAAAAAACCUCUCCUCUAUCUUAGGCAUUACUUAAGCUCAUUAUUAAUUGAAACAGCAAAUUAAAAGAAUAGAUGCAAAUGAAGCCAAGUCUUCUCCUUCAGUCAGCAUUAUGAAUUGUAUUUUUCUGUUUAUUCAGAGGGCAGUGGCUAGGCAUGAAGUUAGAACAGAUAUUUGAAGUGUGGAAUUGACAAUGUAUUUCACCUUUGAUUUCCUCUGGAUUACAAGGGACUCCAUGAGCAUUGUCUAACUUCCAGUUGCCAGAUCCCAAAACCAGUGUUUUGAGAGAGAGUGCCUGGAGCUGGGCUCUGAAUGCUGUUUGAUGGCUAGAACCCAAUUCUCUGAAGCACUGAGCAGAUGGACAAUGAACCUACUGAAGGAGAGGAUUUUCAGAAGUGCACAGGAGAUUUGGGCAAAUUGAGGUCACUGAUGAAAAUGCCUUCUCUGGACAACUUGGUCCAAUUGCAAAGAGAGAAAAUGUCAGCUCUGCUCAUUCUAGGUCUGGCUCCAUUGUAUUUCUAACCAAAUCAUGUAUUUGAGAAAAAGUAACUAUAUAGACAUGUGCACAUAUGUAUAAUGUGUGUGCAAGCGUAAUGUAUAACAAAGGAAGACACUGGGAUGUAUACCCAUGUUAAAUAGUGUCCAUAUGUGAAAUUGUAAUAUAUUGUAUGUAAAUUACUAUUUAUUAUGCCCAGAAAACUUACUGUGUUGAAUGGAAUAAAGGUUGUUUUUGUCAGUCAAGGGCCAAGAAAUGAGAUAUUGGAAAAAAUACGGGUUCUCUUACAUUAUUUUUCUGAAAAAGGAGGUGUUGAGAAGGAUACAAGCAAUGCUGAUGCUAAACUUGUUCAGUGGGUCCUAUCCACUGUGCUGAUUGCUGUAAUCAGACCUGGUAAUAAAAUAACAGAUGGAAAGGGUGGAAAAGAGUCAAUUUCUUGGUGUGAACUUUAAAAUGUGAUUUUAAUUCUGUUUGAAAACCUGUUACCUAUAAGCUGAUACCCAGUGGCAAAGGAUUUGAAUAAACACCUCAUUUGUAAUUGAUUUCAAGUAAAAAAACAUUUCAAAAAGUGGAAGAACUGUAGUGGAAGCAUGUGAGUACUUUGAAGUAUGCAAAGCUCUUUGAGAAAUGGAGCUGUUAAUCACAGUUAUAAGCUAUGGAGACCUUUUGUGAAAACUGCAACCCACAACUGAAGAAAAUUUAAUAAUUGCUUUACAGUUAAUGGCGCAUUUUUAAAAGAGCAAGUGGCAGAUAUGUAUCUCAAUCUCCAUCUGACUACAAAUGAGAACUUGUCAUUUAAUUCCCGCUUUG
Messenger RNA from Passer domesticus (house sparrow), 5478 nucleotides. Its product is annotated as gamma-aminobutyric acid receptor subunit rho-2. Gene Ontology annotation, molecular function: extracellular ligand-gated monoatomic ion channel activity; chloride channel activity; neurotransmitter receptor activity. Gene Ontology annotation, biological process: signal transduction; chloride transmembrane transport; nervous system process. The transcript has 9 exons. Bases 236 to 1705 code for a protein of 489 amino acids. The record is from RefSeq and is a predicted model, not a curated record. Lineage: Eukaryota; Metazoa; Chordata; Aves; Passeriformes; Passeridae. Gene Ontology annotation, cellular component: synapse; neuron projection; plasma membrane.